Messenger RNA from Aspergillus pseudotamarii, 261 nucleotides. RefSeq lists its product as uncharacterized. The record is from RefSeq and is a predicted model, not a curated record. The transcript is spliced from 2 exons. NCBI's taxonomy places the organism in Eukaryota, Fungi, Ascomycota, Eurotiomycetes, Eurotiales, Aspergillaceae. Bases 1 to 261 code for a protein of 86 amino acids.
AUGUCUUCCUCUUCUUCUUCUUCUUCUGAUAAGCAGAACCCCGGCCUACUUGGAGGGGUCGGCAACACCCUGGGCAAGACUGUCGGUGGGGUAACUGACACUCUGGGCACUGCCGUGGGUGGAUUAGGAAAAACCGUUGGUGGAGCGACUGAGGGUCUGGGAAAAACUGUCAGUGACACCAGUGAAGGACUUGGCAAUACCACCCAGAAUGCUGGAGAGUCGGCGGGGAGCAUAUUCACCAAGACCGAACAGAAGAAGUGA